UCGAACGCUCACAAAUUAUUUUUUAAUCCUAAACGAGAUAAAAAGUUAAAAAUUACAUUAAUUUAUAUUGAGAUAAAUUUUUUCUAAAGUGCCAAUAAGUUCCGCGGAAUCGUAUUACUCCAUAAGUAUUCUUUUAUUUGAAUUGACACUAAAAAGAUGACUUGUAUCGUGCACACUUCAACACGUGGUUACACUGGACAUUGUAACCUCUAAACUCGUAAUGUUUUUUUUUUGUCACAAAUACUCGCGUUAAUAAAUAAAAAUGACAAAGUCUCGCGAAAUUAGUUCACAAAGGUGGAAGCCCGUAAAGCUAGAAGGUUCUAUUUUAUCUUCUGGUAUCGAAAACUUAAUAGGUAUCGAAGAAUUGACGGAUUAUAAAUUAGAAGAAAAAUCUCUCAUUUCGACAAAAAAUUCUAGUAAACGAAAGAAUUUAUUGUCUGUUAAUGAUGAUAACGAAGAGCUAUUCACCAAGAAACAAAAACUAUCAAAGCCCCGUGAACUUCAGAAGAAAAAAAUUAACAAAAAUAAAAAUAAUAAAAUGAAUUCUAACGAUAAUCAACAGGAAGUUGUAAAUAGUAUCAAAAAGAAACAAAAUUUUGUUACGAUGAAUUCUGAAGAUCAUCAACAAGAAGAAAAAAAUGAAUCAAGUGGCUCUGAUCAUUUAAAUUCAUCAGAAAAUUUUGAUAGAGAAGCUUGGAGUUCCUUAGGAGUUCCUGAUCCUAUUUUACGAGCUCUUGAAGAUCAAAACUUCUCAACUCCAACACCAAUACAGUCUCUUACAUUGGCUCCAGCAAUAUUAGGUAGAAGAGAUAUCUUAGGAGCUGCUGAAACUGGUAGUGGUAAAACUCUAGCAUUUGGAAUUCCAAUUUUAACAAGGAUAAUGGAACAUAAAAAAAAAUCCGCCGAAAAACAUCAAAAUUUGAAAAAUAUUUCUAAUCGAGGUGCUACUAAUAAAGGAUGGAUAGUUUCUGAGAAACAAAAUGAUUCUGAUGAAGAAAGUGAAGAACUUGAUGAUAUUGAAGAAACACCUCACAAAAACUUUGGUUGUGUAAAAGUAAUUGAUAAUCUGGAUUUAGAAGAAGAUAAUAAUGAAACAAAAGCAAUAAAAAAACCAUUAUAUGCAUUAAUUUUAACACCAACAAGAGAGCUUGCUAUUCAGAUAAAAAAUCAUUUAACUAAAGCAGCGAAGUAUACAGAUAUCAAGAUAGCUGUAGUAGUUGGCGGAAUGGCUGCGGUUAAACAAGAAAGAAUUUUGAGCAAAGGUCCUGAGAUUGUCAUUGCUACGCCUGGGCGACUAUGGGAAUUAAUUGAACAGGGAAAUGCCCAUCUAAAUCAACUAGACUCCCUUAAAUAUUUAACUAUUGAUGAAACUGACAGAAUGUUGGAAAAAGGACAUUUUCAAGAACUUCAUCAGCUGAUGGAAAAAAUGAAUUUUAAUGAAAAUGCUGUUAAACACCGCCAAGUGUUUGUCUUUUCUGCUACACUUACUCUAGUUCAUGAUAUCCCAGAUUUUUUGAUGCGCAAGAAACAAAAAUCUCGCAAAAGCAAUAUAUACAAGCUAACACCUGGUCAAAAAUUACAAAAGGUUAUAGAUAUGCUGAAAAUAAAAAAUCCAAAAAUAGUUGACGUGACUCAAUCAAAAGGUACGGCAGAAACUCUGACAGAAUGUCGUAUUGCCUGUACGAUAGAUCACAAAGACUAUUACCUCUAUUAUUUUCUACGAAGACAUCCUGGGAGAACACUAGUAUUCUGCAACAGUAUUGGAUGUGUUCGACGACUAGCAACACUUUUCGGAAUACUUCAAUGCAAUCCUUUACCUUUACAUGCAAAUAUGAUUCAAAGGCAACGCUUAAAGAAUCUUGAGAGGUUUCAAGAAGAUCCAAAUGGACUUUUGAUUGCAACUGAUGUUGCUGCUAGAGGUCUUGAUAUUCCCAACAUCGAACAUGUUAUCCAUUAUCAAGUUCCUCGAACAUCUGAAAGUUAUAUUCAUAGAAGUGGGAGAACAGCACGUGCUUGGAAGGAAGGUAUUACAGUUUUGAUGAUGGAACCUUCAGAGUUGCAAUUUUAUACCAAACUUUGUCAAACUUUGGGUCGAACUCAAGAUAUGCCAGCCUUUCCGGUCGUAGACAGACUACUUAUUGCUGUAAAGGAAUGUGUCAACACAGCUAGAGAAAUUGAUAAAUUAGAGCUCAUGUGUCGACGUAACAAUACACAGAAAGGAUGGUUGAAAAAAGCUGCUGAGGAUAUGGAUCUUCUUCUUGAUGAAGAUCAAAUUGAAACCACAAUGGAAGAGCAAGAGACAGCUACUAUAAAGCGUCAAUUGAAAAUAAAAAAACACCAACUUUCCGCGUUAUUAUCAAAACCUCUAUUUCCUAAAGGAUACUCGGGUAAAUAUUUAAAUGAUACUAUUGAGUUUGAAUUAUUACCCGAUAAAGAAAGUGCAGUGGAAAAAGUGAAAAAAGUGAUAAUUGAUAGUCCGAAAUUAUCGAAGGCAAAGACUUAUGGCACUUUUAAAAAAAUAAAGCGUUCGAUAAAAUAAGA
This is a messenger RNA of Chelonus insularis, 2541 nucleotides long. RefSeq names its product ATP-dependent RNA helicase DDX24. Gene Ontology annotation, cellular component: nucleolus. The transcript is spliced from 5 exons. Gene Ontology annotation, molecular function: ATP binding; nucleic acid binding; RNA helicase activity. The record is from RefSeq and is a predicted model, not a curated record. The coding region runs from base 263 to 2539 and encodes 758 amino acids. NCBI's taxonomy places the organism in Eukaryota, Metazoa, Arthropoda, Insecta, Hymenoptera, Braconidae.